Molecule: messenger RNA, 429 nt
Organism: Histoplasma capsulatum G186AR
Lineage: Eukaryota; Fungi; Ascomycota; Eurotiomycetes; Onygenales; Ajellomycetaceae
Exons: 4
Coding region: 1-429 (142 amino acids)
Source: RefSeq, a predicted model, not a curated record
AUGUCCACUGCUACAAAUAAACAAUUCCACAACUAUGGAGAUGAUGAGAAGCGCAACAUCAGUUUUACCUCAAAAGGGUUUGCCAGCGGCCGCUUUGAUGGCCUCAUUGUGGUAGAUGGUUCGAUGGAGAUAGGCCAUGGUGGUGAACUCACAAGCGAGUCUGCAGGUGGAAAGACUUUUCUGCCAAUGCUACCUGCCCAUGAGGCACCCACUGAUCAAGGUGAUGGGCUAGAUGGGAUGGUGGAUGAUGGUGGAGCCUCAAUGACUCCCAGAGAAAAACCCCGUCCCCUUACUAUGGAUAAAGUGGGCAAUUCUGGCGCACCCUACGACGGCGUCUCUCCACAUCCACAGAGUCCACCUCAAAUCUCAGUUGACCACGCCGGUGCGACACAGAAGGAGUGGCUGGUCAAAAAGAUUCUGAAUUUCUGA